CUCUCCCUCUCUCCCCUCCCCGACGCCCACCAGAUCCGCACCCACCGCCGCCCCCACCGCUCCUCGCUCCGCCGCCUCCUCUCCUCGCCGGCCGUCUCCGCGGCCUGCCUCCUCUUCGGCCUUGCCGUGUUCCUCGCCGCCGCGGUCUCCCUCUCCCGGGCGCCCGCCGAGGCCCCGCGGGGCCGCUGCCCGGACUCCUCGCACCCGCUCUCCGUCUUCGUCGCCUGGGACCGGCGCCCCGGGGAUGCCGCGGGCGGCGCCACCGACCUCCCGGCGGGCCUCGCCACCGGAUCGCGCGGCAGGCACAAGGUCAUGGCCUUCGUCGGGAUCUUCACCGGGUUCGGCUCCGUCGGCCGCCGCCACGCGCUCAGGUUGGAGGAAGCUACUGGUCUGGCAUUCAGAUUUGUGAUCGGCAAAAGCAAUGACAAGUCUAAGAUGGCAGCUCUUGAAAGAGAGGUUGAAGAAUAUGAUGAUUUUGUGCUUUUAGAUCUUGAGGAGGAGUAUAGCAGGCUUCCAUACAAAACGUGA
Messenger RNA from Aegilops tauschii subsp. strangulata, 528 nucleotides. The record is from RefSeq and is a predicted model, not a curated record. NCBI's taxonomy places the organism in Eukaryota, Viridiplantae, Streptophyta, Magnoliopsida, Poales, Poaceae.